This is a messenger RNA of Saprolegnia parasitica CBS 223.65, 1167 nucleotides long. RefSeq lists its product as hypothetical. Lineage: Eukaryota; Oomycota; Saprolegniomycetes; Saprolegniales; Saprolegniaceae. Bases 1 to 1167 code for a protein of 388 amino acids. The record is from RefSeq and is a predicted model, not a curated record. Gene Ontology annotation, biological process: transmembrane transport. The transcript has a single exon.
AUGGCAGCCCAACUCAUGGGAGCUCCCGCUUUUUUAAGCGCGCUCCAGCAUGUGGCAGUUCUCGCGCUCACCAAGAAUAACAACCGCCCGCAACUCGUCUACAUUCGGUUUCUGGACAACUUCAGCUGGAGUAUUUUCCUCGUGCCAUCACUCUCAGCCACGACCGUGCCGUCAACGUCGACUGCCGUGUCCACCGCAGUCUUGGGUCGCGGCCUCACGUCGUACGACCCCUCUGGCUUUGUUCAGUUUGCGCUGCGGUCCGGCGUCCGCGAGCAAGACUGGUUUGUGCGCUUGAUGGCCACGGUGCUCUGUGUGAUUGCACUGCUGCUGCUGGUUAUCGCUGCAUCGGGGGCGUGGGCGUACGUGGCAUCGCGCGCUGCCGUCGGAUACGACUCUGAGAGCGCGAGCGCUCAUUCGCGCUACGUGCAACUGCGGACGCUCUCGCACCAGUGUCUCGGGCUUCUUGUUGUCAUCGGAUUCUUGGCCGUGUUGCCGCUCACCUACAUCGCCGUCGUUGAGCUCCUCCAGGACGGUUCGACGUCGCUGUGGUCGUCAACGAACGGCCUCCUUGCCGUUGCGACACUGCUGCUCUUGCUUCUCAGCACUGUCGUCCUCCUUCAGUGGCUGCACCGGCAGUCGCGCAUCGCCCUCGCCAAGUGGCGUGUCCGCAUCGUCUUUGGCGUUUUGUACGCCAACAUGCAGUACGACCGCCGCUGCUUCAUCGGCGCAGUCUUCUUUCUCGAGACUGUCAUCGCCGGUAUCGUCGCCGCACUCACACUCGACGGCGUCUCGCAACUGCUUGCGCUUAUGGUUGUCCACGGUCUCUUCGUCCUCCUCAUCUUGCACCGGCGUCCGUUUCCGAGCCGAGUGCAUUUGCACGCUACGCUCGGCGUCGAAGGUUUCCUACUGAUCCUCUACAGUAUUGGCGCCGGUUUGAACAUGCGCAUUACGAUUCAAACGCAGCUCGUCCUCUCGUACACUGCCGUGUCGCUCAUCACUCUUGCGGUCGUCGGCGUUUGGGUCCGGCAGCUCGUGCUUCUUGCCAAGUACGCUGGGUGCAGUACCAACAAGGCGGCGGAGGCGGGCGACAACGCGCUCCUCGAAAUGGGCCACUUGCCUCUAACGACAUCGCGUGGCCGGCCUCGACCACCGGCGGCCACACUUUAG